This is a messenger RNA of Tremella mesenterica DSM 1558, 738 nucleotides long. RefSeq lists its product as uncharacterized. The coding region runs from base 1 to 738 and encodes 245 amino acids. The transcript has 8 exons. The record is from RefSeq and is a predicted model, not a curated record. Lineage: Eukaryota; Fungi; Basidiomycota; Tremellomycetes; Tremellales; Tremellaceae.
AUGAUUUCAUCUUUGUUAUGGCUGGGAAUUCUGGUUGUUGUCAAAGCUGUAGGAUAUGAUAAUCCGGCUUUGACGGGUGGUUCACUUCUAACCAAUGUCCUUCAUACCAUCCCCCUAGGAGAAAGAGAACCUAUCAAUAUUAUCAUUUCAAAUGAAUCAUCUCCCAGGGUCUUAAAAGAAAGUAUGAACGAUGGAGGGAUGUAUAAUUUUCUCAUGAGUGUCAAUUAUGGACCAGAAUGUCUUGGACUUCAUAUGGGGGAUGUACAAACUGCAGAUCUUGGAGAUGGUCAAGGAAAUCAAACUCAGAAAGCUAUUUUAAGAUAUAUGUACUUUGGGGACCCAUAUCUGGGAACAUGCCUCGAGACUAUUUUCGGUGGAACUCACAUUCGGGUUUUCAAACAGGAAACGAGUGGAGCUUGGUUUCUGAGUGCUUCAAUGGAGCAAGACAUGUAUUACAAUCACAAUAUUGCCAUCAACGGGUAUGAUAUUGGACGGGAUGAGGUUUCUGGGAAUGCUACAGGUACAUCUAUUGAUCCAUCAUACUUGUCAAACGGAAGGUCAAUCAGUGGUGUGAUGCGAUACGGUGGUUGGUCUUACAAUACAACGGUGGAAUACGUAUCUGGGUUGUUCAGUUUGAACCGUACAAAGAUCAAUCAUUAUCCCGAAGUACAACUCGUAGGACAAAACGUCACGGAUGGAUUUACUGCUGUGUGGACUGUCAAGGUAUUGGAAGACUGA